Molecule: messenger RNA, 1749 nt
Organism: Aspergillus chevalieri
Lineage: Eukaryota; Fungi; Ascomycota; Eurotiomycetes; Eurotiales; Aspergillaceae
Gene: wetA
Product: developmental regulatory protein WetA
Exons: 1
Coding region: 1-1749 (582 amino acids)
Source: RefSeq, a predicted model, not a curated record
AUGUUCGCCCAGCAGUUCGACCACUCUUUCAAUGACAUAUUUAACCAAUACGUCGAUGUGGAAUCCUCAAGCGCCGAUGGCAACAAAGACGUUUCAUUCCCGAGCGGCGACUUUGACCAACUGUUCCCACUCGACUCAUUGUCAAGUGACUGUGGCGCCCUUUCGUCGCCCACUAUUUCCCCCUCCAACAAGCGCCGCCAGUCUCCCCAGCCCUGGAGUACUCCUACUCAAGACCUCUGGAGUCUGCCGCAAGAGACCGGCGCUGCGUCAUCUUCGUCUGUCGAUCAGGGCACCUUCUCUUUUCAUGACACAGUCCAACCUUCUGCCGUGUCUAGUUUGAGUCUCAACCUUGACGCACAGUCAUCCUCCUCUUCUUCCCGACCUGCAGCAGCUCAUGGGUUAUCCUCCACCUCGCUGUCGACCCCUCCCGAGACGCCCCGCAAGAAAGUUUGUACGGGUAGUGGUAUAACCACUCCCAAGUCUAUCCGUCAUCACCAGGAUACGGGUGACCGCCGUCGCCUGCUGCGCAAGCAGAGCUUCUCCCCCAGUUUGACGCGCUCUUCGCGCGCACAAAAAGCUAGAAUGGCAUAUUCUGAUGCUUCUGCCCCGCGCUUCCACAACUUCAGUCUCCAUAGCACAGACGACCGUCUACCGUUGUCUCCGCCACCAACCGAUCUUCUCGCGCAGCACGAGAAUCUCUCUGCAGAUAACGCAACCAACCUGAACGGCUCGUCGGAUCGUUUUUCUGGUGAUCCCGCCGAGAUGCCUCAGCAGUACGACUCGAGCAUCUUCAACCAAUCUCCGGCCAUUUCUAUGCCUUCGCCCUCGGCGAGUGCAUUGGCCAGAAGACAACAGAAAUACAUGAGCCAACCAAACAGCACUACAUUGACCUCCAGUCCUCCCUCAGCUGAUGAAGUCUUUUCCUCUCCGCACUCUUCGGGCUCCCAGUCCUUGUCUUCAUGGUAUUCUGAUUCACUUGCUCCAUCCGCUUUCUCCUUCACUCCCGACCUCAACCACGAUGCGCAGCAGUGGUGGUCCCCCAUGGCAUCGCGAAUCGCACAGCAGCAUCAGUCCUCGUAUCAACCGAUGCUGGAAGCGCCGACUCCCCAAAGGCCCAUUGCGAAUCACGACCAGCACAACGACAUUCUGCAAGGAGGACUUAUGAUUCAGUUUGAUCCCUCCUUCGACAUGCCUGCACCGGCAGAGCCAUCAUUUCCUCCAUCAACCAUGUCUUCCUCGGCACCGGCUGCGACUCAGGAGAGCCAGACCUACCAUCCCGUUUCCAACACACCUCAGAAAUACAUCAACCCCUCCUUCGCCGCGUCUACUCCUCAAAUCCAGCACCACACCCGGUCGCCCUCUCUCUCCCCAAAGAACAACGGUGCUAGUACAUCACCGAAGAGCGGCUCAACAACAGCAACAGCAACACCACGCACAGGAACCGUGAUGAGAACGCCACACCGCCGCAGCUACGAGCGCAAAAUGUCCGCUCCCUCGAACACACCCAAAUCCGUCAAGACAACCAGUCCUAGGGGCUCCAACAAGUCCGUGUCCGUGUCUUUUGUCAACUUCACCCCGAGUGACAGCAAGAAGAUCUUGACGGGGGUUGCACCCAGUGGUAGCUCCAAGACCAAGGCGAGACGUGAGCAAGAAGCGCGCGAUCGCCGACGCAAGCUGAGUGAGGCUGCGUUGAAGGCUGUGAGAAAUGCGGGCGGUGACAUUGAUGCUUUGGAAGCCGUGCUGUGUUGA